AUGAACGUGCCGCAGCACAUCGGCGUUAUGGGAGACGCCAAAUACAUCCCCAAUGGAACCAUUAAAAGCGACGCAAAAUGGCAAGAAAGGGACCAAAUCGUGGAGAAAAUGCACGUGCCCGAACGCUUAAUGGUCGCCGGAGGAAAUGAUGUAAGAGGAGCAUCCGCGCCACCAAUGGAAGUUCUUCUCGAUCGAAUGCCCGAUGUCGUUAAGCGAACUUCGAUGCAAUUCGACCUACCCGAAACGUUAACGCUGGAUCGAACGAGUUUCCCCGAUGUGAUUGAGCCAAAACAUGACGAUUCACGAUCAGCUGCCUCAAUAGCCAUCGACGACAAUCCAUUGCAAGAAAUCAAAUUGAUGAGGCGACAAUUGACGACUCUUUCAGCACGGGUAUAUCAGAUGGAAGAAGAAUAUGAAAGGAGACGAUCUCGCGAAACUCUUCAAUGGUUUCUCACUCUUGCCGGUGCCGUUGGUGUACUCAUGCUAAGCAUUCUCCGAAGA
Molecule: messenger RNA, 501 nt
Organism: Mesorhabditis belari
Lineage: Eukaryota; Metazoa; Nematoda; Chromadorea; Rhabditida; Rhabditidae
Source: the annotation of a GenBank genome assembly